AAGAGCUCAGGCGGCAGAAAUGGAGAGCAAAGGGACUGCUAGGGAGGGCACAAAUGUGGAAGAGACAUGGCGUGGCAGCGAGACAACAUAGGGGGAUCCCAGUCCACCAGAAGGAGGUCUCUAGAUAACAAAGUCCAGGUUGAGGAGUCGAGCUAACGUUGACUGUCUGGAGGAUUUUUUUUUAUCUCGCUUUGCUGUGGUCUUACCUCGUAGUCAGUGGGCACUCAGUCACUAUCUGCAGAGAAGUCUGUGGCGAACAACCCAGUCUGACAGGAGAAAAGGUAGCUCAGUAUGAGUCGAGAUGGGUGGGCAAAGAAGAGAGCCAAUGCCAGUGGUGACAAUGGUUGGGCUGAAAUGGGAGGCUACAUGGCUGCCAAAGUUUCUAAGCUGGAAGAGCAGUUUAAACUUGAUGCCCCCAGAGAGAAACAGAAAGACGGUUCAUACUCCAACAUUUUUAGUGGAGUUUCCAUCUAUGUCAAUGGAUACACAGAGCCGAGUGCAGAUGAGCUACGCAGAUUGAUGAUGCUGCAUGGUGGCCAGUUCCACGUAUACUACUCUCGUUCCAAGACCACCCACAUCAUCACCAACAACUUGCCCAACAACAAAAUUCAGGAUCUCAAAGGGGAAAAAAUCAUCAGGCCACUGUGGAUCACUGACAGUAUCAAGGCUGGGCAUCUCCUGCCCUACCAACAGUACCAGCUGUACACUAAACAGAAAGGCCCCCUUUUCCCUGGCAUGACUCUGCGCCAGACGUCAGAGAUUGCCGGACCCAGCCAUGGGCUGCUUCAGCCGAGCGUCAAUCAAAAGCUUCAUCUGCCACCGCGCAGCAUUCAGCACUCUGUACUCAACCAUGAGGGGUCCCCAUCCAGCUGCCAGAACAACUCCAUCCCCAACGCCAGCCACAGUCCACUUUACCAAGGCAACAUUCAACCUCAGUCCAUCCAGCAAAGCUCUGCUGUUCGCUUCAUCAACCCCCAACCAAGUCACUUACCAUCAACGUUCCACAAUGCAGAUCCCAGACACAGAAGCCUGCUGUCUAACCCAAGCCCCACAAAGCCCCCACAGUCAACUAUUCAAACCCCUCAUGCUAAUCUUCAGCACCAGAGAGCUAGCCAACCGCAACCUCAGAACACCUCUUUAAGCAACACUGCCCGGAGUGGCUACAAGGAAGUGGAUUUAAAAAUAAACGGAUUACUUCAGACCUCAUUGGAAUUGAUCAGCCAUUCAAAAAUGAAUGAAAUGCAAGAGUGUGGCAAAGGUGAUCCUCUCCCACAGGUGGUGAAGGAAGCACAUCUGACAAAUGGACACACUCACCUCGUCAAUGGUGCCUUAAAGCCAGAGGACCGGUCCCCUGUCACUGACGAACCUUCUGUUGACAAGGAGCUUCCUCGAUGCAGAGUCAAGAGUCCAGAUGUUAAACCUCAGAGUCCUCCAGUACAGUUUCAGACAAAACCUGACCCUUAUGAGUUUCCUCACAGUCCUCCAAAGCAAUCAGACCCGUCUCCUGUCUUUCAAACCAGUUCACACGGAGCCAACGAGCAGAGACCUAAACCUCCACCACCUACCUACCUGGAGGCCACUGGCACAGAAAGCAACCUACUCCCAAAACCGAUCCAGCAGCCCCAUCAAGUCUGUUCAAGUACCGAAAAGACUCCCCUUUCACCUGCAUCUCGCUCUCUUUCACAUACUCCGAUUCGACUGAACGGAAGUCACCACAAUGCCUUUUCAUCUGACCAUGCCUCUUUAAACACAACCAACUUAACAUCCAAACCUGAAACUCCAACUGAAAAGGCUCCAUCGCCAUCUACGUCUUCAGCCCAGCUGCUGGCUCAGACGGGCGGUUUGAUCUCUGAGUACUACUCUCACUCACGUUUACAUCAGAUCUCCACGUGGAGGUCCAACUUCUCCGAGUAUGUCAAUGAACUGCACGGCAAGCGAAAAGCAGUGGGGGGGGGCUCCUUUCCUGGGAAAGACAGACUGAGGAAAUCUGUGGCCCAGCACUCUACAGACACUCGAGGUACGUCGGCACCUGCAAGUGUCAAAUCUUGUAUUCUUCAUGUGGACAUGGACUGUUUCUUUGUGUCCGUGGGGAUCAGACAUAGACCAGAGCUCAAAGGGAAGCCUGUGGCUGUGACCAGUAACCGUGGACAGGGUAAAGUACCCCUGAGACCCGGGGCCCAACCACAGCUGGAGCAGCAGUACUACCAGAGGAAACACACUCACCCUAAACCUGAUCUAGCAGAUGAGGAUCUGCACAGAACUCCUUCACAAGAGAGUCCUGACUCCCAUGCUAACGGAGUUGAUCAGGAUGCUGCUACACUCUCAAUGGCAGAGAUUGCUUCCUGCAGUUAUGAAGCCAGGCAGGCGGGCGUGAAGAACGGGAUGUUUUUCGGCAAAGCUAAGCAGCUGUGUCCCUCUCUGCUGUCCGUCCCAUAUGAUUUUGAGGCCUAUAAAGAGGUGGCCCUCACCAUGUAUGAGACUCUGGCCGGGUACACCCAUGACAUCGAAGCUCUGAGCUGUGAUGAACUGUUGAUAGACGGUUCUGCUCUGCUAGCUGAGCUGAGCAUCAACCCAGAAGAUCUGGCCAGUGCGAUCAGAGCAGACAUCAAGGAGAAAACAGGAUGCUGUGCUUCAGUGGGCAUGGGGUCCAACAUCCUGUUGGCUCGGCUUGCGACCCGAAAGGCCAAGCCAGAUGGGCAAUACAUCCUAAAGUCUGAAGAAGUUGAUGAUUUUAUCAGGGACCUGCCAGUGACCAGCUUACCAGGUGUUGGCCCUGUUAUGGGCAGAAAACUUGCUGCUAUGGGUGUGAGGUCAUGUGGGGACCUCCAGCAGGUGUCUCUGUCUCAGCUGCAAAAGAAGUUUGGACCCCGGACCGGACAAACCCUGUUCCGUUUCAGCAGGGGCCUCGAUGACCGACCUGUUCGCUACGAGAAGGAAAGGAAGUCCGUCUCAGCUGAGAUGAACUACAACAUUCGCUUUACCAGGGUUGACGAGGCAGAGUCUUUCUUGACUAACUUGUCCAUGGAGGUGCAAAAGCGUUUACAAGAAGCAGGGCUGCGGGGUCGCAGAGUUACCUUCAAGGUCAUGGUUCGCAAGGUCGGAGCGCCGCUGGAACCGGCUAAAUACGGCGGUCAUGGCAUAUGUGAUAACCUAGCCAGGACUGUGAUGCUUGCUCAGUCCACUGACAGUGGUAAGCUGAUUGCCGCUGCAGUCAUCAAGCUGUUCCAUGCCAUGAAGUUGCAGGUUCAGGACAUGAGAGGAGUCGGCAUUCAGGUUCAGCUUCUUGACGGACAUCAGUCUGUCCAUCAGGACUCCGCUGGCCCCGGGACGCGCUCCAUCAAAGAGAUGUUGCUUGACCGGGGAUCAAGUGCGAGAUCCAGCAACAGAGGUUUGUGUAAAGUCUUUGUGUUUCAGUUUAGAUCUUUGUUGUCGUCUGCAAAAUCAAUAGAGUUCAUGAUCGAUGUUACAGACGCUGCUGACAACAACGCACAUCGGGAAAACGUUUCCUCAACCACAGGCCCAUCAUCUGUCUCCUCUCCACAUCCUCUGUCCUCUCCCGAGCCGGUCCCGGGGACAAGCAGAGACCAGCAGGCAUGCACACAAACCCCUAAACAUUCUCGAGCACGUCUCAACUACAGUAUUGAGGUCCCCUCCCCUUCACAGGUGGAUCGUUCUGUGCUGGAGGCGCUGCCUGCAGAUCUGAGAGAACAAGUGGAGCGGUCGUGGAAUGAUCGUGAUGGGAGACAAAGUAACCAUCAGUCGCCCGGUCCACAGCACUCUGAUCCUCUUCCACAGCCUCCCUCUCUGAAGUCUCGUCCUGCCUCCCCUCCCCGUCCUCCCGCCCCUGGUCCUGCACUGUACGCUCCACCUGUUGGCACGUUGCUUCUACAGAUUCCAAACCAGCCAGACAGUCCGGGAAUUAUACUGGAGCUACCAAACUUCUCACAGGUGGAUCCAGACGUAUUUGCUGCCCUUCCCAAAGAGCUCCAGGACGAGCUGAAAUCUGCCUACAACCGCGUAACAAAUGUCCAGCCUCAGGCAAAAAUAUUGGAGCAGAAGAAUCCACUGUUGCAGCUGAAACAGUCAGGACUCGGAGUCGGCAUUGGUCGAGUGAAGCGGCACUACAAGAGAAAGAAUGCCGUGAGCCCCGUUAAAAAAGCUCCUUCACCUCUGAAGAGGCGUAACACGACGAACAGCCCAGGCAAAGCGCUACCACCUCCUAUAAGAUCACGAGAACCAAUGAACAUAUUAAAAGCUGAAAAUGGUCCCUCCACAUCAACCACAAAACCAGACAUCCCAGAGCCUCUGUCCAAAUUCAUCCCUCGCCCCGCUCCGGUGUUGGCCGGAGCCUAUGACUUGACGGACAUUAAAACACUUCUACGGGAAUGGGUCACCACCAUAACAGAACCGAUGGAGGAGGACAUCCUGCAGGUGGUGAAAUACUGCACUGAUCUGAUUGAGGAUAAGGAUCUGGAGAAGUUGGAUUUAAUUAUAAAAUAUAUGAAAAGGCUCAUGCAGCAGUCGGUGGAGUCUGUUUGGAGCAUGGCUUUCGACUUCAUCCUAGACAACGUGCAGGUGGUUGUGCAGCAGGCUUAUGGUAGCACCCUGAAAGUAGCAUGAAGAAGGAGGGAGAACUGCUUUCACUGUGUGAUACCAUCACACCACAACUGUUGUUUUGGUACUUUCACCAGGACAUCUGCAAUACAAAGUACAACGUCGAAAAGAGGAUUUCUUCUUCUUCUUCUUCAAACUUCAUGUUCUCAGUGGCCUCCUGAGAGAGAGACACAAAUUGAUGACUUUACACUCAAUAUGAGAAAGUGUUAUAAUAGCCAUGACAGUAUUUGAGUGUGUACAGUUCAUUAUUUCCUGUACUAAGGGACAAGUGAAAGGCAGAAAAUGUACUUAGAAACUAUUCACCAAAACUCAGAACAGUGAUAAUCGUAGCAACUUUUUGCAAAUUCAUAAUUUUUCGUAUGGGGUUCUUUUAUAAAUAAACGUGAAAUUUUAUAUAAGGAUUUUUGCAGGCAGUGCUGAACUAUUUCUUAAACAAGACUUGCCUUUUAUAAGAUUUAAAAUUUCCGUCCUGAUGAGCGUUUUCCAUCUGAAAUAGCACUUGAUUUCUCCUAUGUGUUCUUUAGGUUUAAAUAAUGCUACACAGACACAAUCUGAGUAAUUUUUUUCCCCAUUCAUGCAGUUAAAACUGUUUAGGUUUAAAAUAAUUACUGUGAUAAACACAAUCAUCAUGUUAAAACGCAAAGCACAUUUUAGAAUUUGUUAAAUUUGUUGGUGUUGUAGCACUCCUCAGACAUCAGACUUUAUCAUACCAGAAAUUGUAGGAAUAAAUAAAUCAACAUUUCUUUGGAGCUCUAUGGCACUUUUACUGACCGGUGAACUAUCUACCACUGCUGCGUCACAAAAAAAAAGCGAGCAAAAUAUGUUCUGAUGCACACAGUAGUAUCUUUUUUUUUUUCUUGUCUCUUGCAAAAAAAGUGCCAAACCUUGUUGUUAUAAUAUGUAAAUAGUGUUUUUAAAGAAACUUGUUAAAAGUUUUAAAAGAAAAGAUGUAAGUGGAGGGUGUACCUCUUGUAUUGUUUACAUAUAGUGAAUUCUUAGUAACUGUCUUUAAAUUGUAAAAUCUUCUCACUCUUUAAUUGUUCGUAGGUGUUCCAAACGUGGAAAUCUGAAGCUGGCCAAAGCUCUUCAUGUGAGGUUAACUGUUGAUUCUCAGUAACACUCUGACUUGGGAGGGAUGUUGACAGGGGUUAUGGUAAUUAAUAAGUAGCCUAUGCAGUUCUUUUUUUCACUAGCAAGUGAGAUGUCCCUUCAAGAUAAUGUAACAUUUCAUACAGCCUUUGUAUCUGGAGUAAAUCUUUUCUAGUGUUUCCAGCCUAGUUACCCGUUUUACAAAUCUGCAUAUUGAAAUAUUUCUGGAUUUGCAGAGGAAUAGGUGACCAGAUUUUUAACUCAACGUAUGUACUUGUGUACUUCAUACAUUGGAGACAUUUUUAUGCCUUGUGGCUACAUCAUUAUAUUUCUGUGACAUUAACUCUUAUGAUUGGUGAUUAGUAGUACUCAGCAGAUGCGGCUGGCUGGCUGGCUUGUGAUCUCACCAUCCAAAUCAUUGUUUGUGCUGGAAAAGUUUGUUUAAAGCAGUGCCCCCUAUAUGCAAACCAAAUCAAUCAUUUUGGUCAUCAGUCAUUGUUUUCAACUGGUUAAAAUGAAUGUAAUUCAGAAUGUGCAAGUCUCCAUUCACUUUCAAGAUGUUUGCUUCUCUUCAACUGUCAUAUCUCUACAGAAGUUAAAAUUGGUCAGUUUUGUCUUCUAUAAACUGGCUUGUGCCUGAAGACCUGAAGCUGUGAACUUGUUUGUAAGUUUUCUAAAUCUUGGUAAUAAACU
Molecule: messenger RNA, 6396 nt
Organism: Anoplopoma fimbria (sablefish)
Lineage: Eukaryota; Metazoa; Chordata; Actinopteri; Perciformes; Anoplopomatidae
Gene: rev1
Product: REV1 DNA directed polymerase
Exons: 21
Coding region: 292-4620 (1442 amino acids)
Biological process (GO): error-free translesion synthesis; error-prone translesion synthesis
Cellular component (GO): nucleus
Molecular function (GO): deoxycytidyl transferase activity; DNA-directed DNA polymerase activity; damaged DNA binding
Source: RefSeq, a predicted model, not a curated record